AUUACUUAUAAUGAUAACACAAGUAGAAGACCACGAUUCCACACUCAACGUUGUGAACCCUCAAAAGGUACCUUCAGGGGUACCUUGGAAAAACUUUUUCGACUCCGAUGGCAACUUGAUAGUCAAGAAUUUGGACACGGGUGAAAAGACUUCCGUAAAGGACCUGGAGAAACCUGUAGACCCUGUUUUUUUGAGAUUCGCAACACAAGAAGAACAACUUUCCGCUGCUAUGACUGUCUCAACUUUUCGUACUCAAGAAAAACCACGAAUUUCGUUUCUGGGAAAGGCGAAUUCUUCAUUGAUGAAAAGAACUCCUUUGCGUGAUAAGAGAAAUGUUACAAAGGGUGUAGGACAUGUGAAGAUAAAUUCGAAAAAAGCACAAAUAGAAUUUGAUAAUUUGUUUAUCGUUCAAGCUCUACGUGCACAUGAUGGACCGAUAUGGUCUCUCAAGUUGAAUGAAAAAAGGAAUCUACUAGCAUCAGGUGGGCAGGAUGCUGUGCUUCGUGUAUGGCUGUUGUGUGGUCAAGGCAAUCCGGAAAUCAACUGGAAUCAGGAUUAUUCUCAGAUAUUUUACAAUGGAAAAGGAACGGAUGAACCAAAGAAACAACAACGUUUGGGUUCGGAGCCAAGCUUUUCUUCUUCUGGUACUCUUUCAUCUUCAAAAGAGGCCACCGAAAAGGAUAUGGAAAACAGUAUUUCAAAUAGAGAAAUGAACAUUCAGACCAAAUAUCCCAGACAAGUGUUGAAACCACGACCAUUUCGAGAGUUUAUGGGUCAUAAAUUGGAUAUUCUGGAUGUUGCUUGGUCCAAGAAUGACUUUAUAUUGAGUGCUUCCAUGGACAAAACAGUCCGUCUUUGGCAUCCUUCAGUAAAUGAAGCACUUCGCAAGUUUCAACACAGUGACUUUAUUACGACAGUUCAUUUUCAUCCCAUGGAAGAAGGUAUAUUUAUUAGUGGUGCAUUAGAUGAAAAACUUCGUGUAUGGGAUAUAGCAGAAAAGAAAGUGAUUACUUUCAAAGAUCGAUUGGGUCUCAUUACGGCAUCUAGUAUUUCUCGAGAUGGCAAACAUUUGUUAGUGGGAACUUAUAAGGGACUGUGCAAGUCAUUCCAGUUGAAACAAGAUGAUGGAACGUGGACUUUGCAACAAGUGAAUGAAGUGGAAGUGUGUUCACGAAGGGGUAAGAAUAGCAAAGGCAGUAAGAUAUCUGGUAUUAGUUUUAAACCCCAUUCGGAAGAAUUUUUGGUAUCUUCAAAUGAUAGUCGUCUUCGUUGUUAUCAACUGGAGUCAUUUUUUCGUACUUGUAAAUAUUUAGGACAUCGUAACUUUUGUAGUCAGAUUCAUCCUUGUUAUAGUGAAGAUGGAGAAUACGUCCUAUGUGGUUCAGAAGAUCGUCAAGUAUAUAUUUGGCAUACUCAACCUCAAAAGGUACCCGAGAACAAUGGCAAAACUGAACAGAAUGAAUGGUCUGAACAUUUUAUGGCACAUAAUUGUAUCGUUUCUUGUGCCAUAUUUGCACCAAAUGUUGUAUGGAAAGAUAGAAAAGUAGCCAGCAAUAGUGCUAUUGGUAGAGUGAUCAUUACUGCUGGUUACAGUGGAGAAAUUCGAAUAUAUGAAAAUAUAGAUUUGUAAAAGACACGUUAGAAUGCAUUGGAGUAUUUUUUGUUUUAUUAUGCGUUGAAAAUAAAACUGAAAAUUCAUUU
Messenger RNA from Galdieria sulphuraria, 1701 nucleotides. RefSeq lists its product as uncharacterized. Gene Ontology annotation, molecular function: protein binding. Lineage: Eukaryota; Rhodophyta; Bangiophyceae; Galdieriales; Galdieriaceae. The transcript is spliced from 7 exons. The record is from RefSeq and is a predicted model, not a curated record. Bases 11 to 1630 code for a protein of 539 amino acids.